Molecule: messenger RNA, 285 nt
Organism: Mesorhabditis spiculigera
Lineage: Eukaryota; Metazoa; Nematoda; Chromadorea; Rhabditida; Rhabditidae
Source: the annotation of a GenBank genome assembly
AUGGUUCACAUCACAUCACAUCACUCGGACUUUGACAAGCUGCAGAAGAAGUUGGCGCACUCGUGGAGGUACACACGCGCGCAAAUGGACGUCCUCGAAAACCAGCUCGACCGCGCCGGCAUCUUCUCCCGCGACUCCACCCGAUUCUUCCAAAAGUGUACGAAGCCCGACCGCAAGGAAUACCAACGGAUCGUCAUCGCCACCUCCAUCGGCGUGGCCAUAAUGGGCUUCCUCGGCUUCUUCGUCAAGCUCAUCCACUACCCGAUCAAGCAGAUUUUGUUUUCC